Messenger RNA from Elaeis guineensis (African oil palm), 2117 nucleotides. RefSeq names its product protein NRT1/ PTR FAMILY 5.6. Lineage: Eukaryota; Viridiplantae; Streptophyta; Magnoliopsida; Arecales; Arecaceae. Gene Ontology annotation, cellular component: membrane. Gene Ontology annotation, molecular function: transmembrane transporter activity. Gene Ontology annotation, biological process: oligopeptide transport; transmembrane transport. The record is from RefSeq and is a predicted model, not a curated record.
AAGCGUCCCACUUCGAUGGUAUGCUAUAUAAAGAGCGCCAUAGAGCUCCCCUUGCUCUCAUCCAGUGCAGCAGUUCUUGAAGUAGUCUUCCCUCGCAUCUUCAACUCCCCAUCGAUCCUCCUCUUCUCUUCUAUGAGAGCAGAAGCAGCUGCAACCCCCACCUCACCCAUGGCACCGGGGUUGUUUGACAAGAAAGGGAGAGGGGAGGCACAGGUUGAGGAAAAACGGGUCUAUGAUUCAUCCGUUGAUCACAAGGGAAGGGUUCCUCUCAGGGCCUCAACUGGAGCUUGGAAAGCAGCCCUCUUCAUCAUAGCGAUAGAGUUCAGCGAGAGGCUGAGCUAUUUCGGACUGGCCACCAACCUCAUCAUAUACCUGACCAAGGUGCUCCAUCAGGACGUGAAGACGGCGGCCAAGAACGUCAACUACUGGUCGGGGGUCACCACCAUGAUGCCGCUCGUCGGAGGGUUCGUCGCCGACGCCUACCUGGGGAGGUUCUCGACCGUCCUCUGCUCCACCCUCAUCUAUCUCGGGGGUCUCAUCCUCUUGAGCAUGUGUCAACUGGUGCCGAGCCUGAAGCCCUGCGAUUCGGGCACUUGCCACAGAUCAUUACGAGUUCACGAGAUUAUCUUCUCCGUGGCCAUUUAUUUGAUCUCUAUUGGCACAGGGGGUCACAAACCCUCACUUGAGAGCUUCGGGGCAGACCAAUUCGAGGAUGACCAUGAGGAGGAGAGGAAGAAGAAGAUGUCGUACUUCAACUGGUGGAACUUUGGGCUGUGCUGUGGGGUACUGCUAGGGGUCACCGUGAUCGUAUACAUCGAGGAUAAGGUAAGCUGGGGUGUGGCUGACGUCGUGCUCACCUCGAUUAUGGGAAUCAGCCUGGUGAUAUUCUUAUUGGGGAAGCCAUUCUAUCGAUACCGGGUGCCGACAGGUAGCCCCCUGACGCCCAUGCUACAGGUUCUCGUGGCAGCCAUGGCCAAAAGACACCUUCCUUACCCUUCCGAUGCUGCACAAUUGUACGAGGCUCCCAAGUCGCAGAAGAGUGACAAGAGACUGCUUUGCCACACCGAUCAAAUCAGGUUUCUUGACAAAGCCGCCAUUAUCGAGCACAGAGAUGAUGAGGCCGCCUUCGAAGCUGAGAAACUAAACACAUGGAGGCUAGCCACAGUGACUCAAGUGGAGGAGACCAAACUAAUCCUGGCCAUGGUUCCCAUAUGGUUAGCCUCCCUGCCAUUUGGCAUCAGCAUCGCUCAAACCUCUACUUUCUUCAUCAAACAAGCUAGCAUCAUGGACCGAAAACUAGCCGGUGGCUUCGACAUCCCUCCAGCCUCUGUCUACUCCCUUGCCGCCAUCAGCAUGAUCAUCACUGUAAGCUGUUAUGACAAGAUUCUGGUACCCUUCUUAAGACGAGCCACUGGGAAUGAGAGGGGCAUAAGCAUACUCAGAAGGAUCGGAAUCGGCAUGGGGUUCUCCAUCGUGGCCAUGGCUGCCGCGGCCAUUGUGGAAAGGAAGAGGCUGAGGGUGGCCGAGGCAGAGCAAACAAGUGUGGUCUCCAUGAGCGUAUUUUGGCUGGCUCCUCAAUUCAUAAUCUUGGGCUUUGCUGAUGGGUUCACUGUUGUGGGCUUGCAAGAAUAUUUCUACGGUCAAGUGCCUGAUAGCAUGAGGAGCCUGGGGCUGGCCUUCUACUUGAGUGUGCUAGGGACAGCCAACUUUUUGAGCAGCCUCUUGAUUACUGUUGUCGACCAUUUGACCGGGGAGGGAGGGAGGGCAGGCUGGUUCUCCAAGGACCUGAACAAGAGUCGCUUGGACCUUUUCUACUGGUUGCUUGCUGCUAUAAAUGCAGUAAACCUCUGUGGGUACGUGUACCAAGCCAGCAGGUACUCGUACAAAAAUGUGCAGAGAAAGGUGGGGAUUGCCAAUUUCACUGAACAAGACAUAGAAUCUAGCUAGGACCUCUUGAUAUGCCUAUAUACGUUAGAACACCAUGAUCCAGCUAGCUAGUUGGAUAGAUAUAUAUACCCGUGGUUGUGCAAUAGUAUGUUUCUAUAUGAAGAAUGCCAUUAGCUAUGCUUUGUUGUAUCAUUAAGAAGAAUAAAAUGCAUCAUCGCCAAAUCUAAGAA